GUGACUGUCUGCUCUGAACCAAACCAAGCCAAGGGGGUAAGAGAGUAUAGUUUCGGACGUCAUUACGCGCUCCCCGGGGGAGGAGGGUUAGGAACCGGCCACACAACUAAUAACAGAUUAUCCGCUGUCCGUAGAUGCAGUGUGUUUCGUCUAUGUGUGCGCGUAUGAGCGUGUGUUUGAGUUGCAUGCAAGAACAAAAGCGCAGCAAAGAAAAGCAGCCACAUCCUCCUGUCGGCAUAAGGAAGAGAUCCGUUGAACAGCGAUGAAGCACUUAUGCGGCAAUCUGACAUUCUGGGACUACAAUCUCACAAAGCACACAAACCUGCCAGAUCUCCCAGCAUGCUUUCAGCUGUCGGUACUGCCAUGGACUCCCUGCAUCUACCUGUGGCUCACGUCUCCCUUCUACAUCCUCUACCUCAAGAUGAACAACAGAGGCUACAUCAUGAUGUCUAUAUUGAACAGAAUCAAAACGGUUCUCGGCGUGAUAUUGUGGAUCGUAUGCUGGACAGACCUGUUUUCUUCAUUUCACGAGAUGAGCCAGAAUGAGUCUAAACCCCCAAUAUAUUUCGUUACUCCUCUAAUAGUUGGCAUGACAAUGCUGUUAGCCACGUUCCUGAUCCAGUAUGAGAGGCUGAAAGGAGUGCAGUCGUCUGGUGUGCUCUUCAUAUUUUGGACGAUCUCAGUGUUGUGUGCCAUCGUGCCUUUCCGCUCCAAAAUCGCUUAUCAGAAUGGGGUCGAAGACAAGCUGAGGUUCACCACGUUCUACAUUUACUUCGGCCUCACCCUGCUUCAACUCAUCCUGUCAUGCUUCAAUGAAAAGCCUCCUCUCUUCUCCAGCGUGGUCACAGAUCCUAAUGCUUGUCCAGAAAUUACUGCUGGUUUCCUCUCCAAAAUGACCUUUUGGUGGUUUACUAGCAUGGCGAUCAAAGGCUAUAGAUCUCCACUGGAGAAUAAAGAUCUCUGGUCGCUGAACAAGCAAGACGGUUCAGAGCUGGUGGUUCCCAAUCUGCUCAAUGAAUGGGAGGUGGAGAAAUCCAAAGCACAGAGUGAGCCGAGCGUGAAGGAGCAGGCUGCGUUUAGGAAGGCAGGCCCGGGUGCUGAACCCAACCACGUGAGCGCCAGUCUGGAGGAGGAGGAGGUUCUGCUGUCCAAACAGAAGGAGGCACCGAAGCCUUCGUUCCUGCGGGCCCUUCUCAGGGCCUUCGGGCCCUACUUCCUCAUCGGCUCCGCUUUCAAACUGCUGCAGGAUCUCAUUACCUUCGUGAACCCUCAGCUGCUCAGGAUGUUGAUUGACUUCACCAAACAGUCCAAUGCCCCGCUGUGGUGGGGUUACUCGCUGGCGUUCCUGAUGUUCGGCACUUCCCUCUUACAGACCCUCAUCUUACAUCAGCACUUUCAGUACUGCUUUGUCACAGGCAUGAGGCUGCGCACGGGGAUCAUCGGAGCCAUUUACAGGAAGUCUCUAGUGAUCACGAACCAGGCCAAGCGCUCGUCGACGGUGGGUGAGGUGGUGAACCUGAUGUCUGUGGACGCUCAGCGCUUCAUGGAUCUCACCACCUUCCUGAACAUGCUGUGGUCGGCACCGCUGCAGAUCAUCCUGGCGCUCUUCUUCCUCUGGCGGAAUCUGGGUCCAUCUGUUCUGGCCGGUGUGGCCGUGAUGGUUUUGCUGAUCCCAUUCAAUGCUUUCAUCGCCAUGAAGACCAGAACUUACCAGGUGGAGCAGAUGAAGCAUAAGGACGACCGCAUCAAGCUGAUGAACGAGAUUCUCAACGGUAUAAAGGUGCUGAAGCUCUACGCCUGGGAAGUGUCCUUCAAGGAGAAGAUCCUGCAGAUCCGGCAGAAGGAGCUGAAUGUGCUGCGUAAGACGGCGUAUCUCAGCGCUCUCUCCACCAUGGCCUGGACCAGCGCGCCCUUCAUGGUGGCUCUGACCACGUUUGCUGUGUUCGUGACUGUGGACGUGAAGAAUGUCUUGGAUGCAGAGAAGGCCUUUGUGUCUUUGUCUCUGUUCAACAUUUUGAGGUUCCCGCUGAACAUGCUUCCACAGGUCAUCAGCAGCAUCGUACAAGCCAGCGUGUCUCUGAAACGCAUCCAGGAUUUCCUGAGUCACGAUGAGCUGGAUCCCGAGAGUGUGGACAGAAGAAAUAACGCUUCAGAAUACGCCGUGAGUGUCAUAAACGGGAAAUUCUCAUGGGCCAAACAAGACCAAGCCACUCUUGACAACAUUAAUGUGAUGGUGCCGCAGGGCUCUCUGCUGGCGGUCGUGGGUCAUGUGGGUUGUGGGAAGACGUCGCUCGUGUCCGCCCUGCUGGGAGAGAUGGUGAAGCAGGAGGGUCAGAUCACCAUACGGGGAUCCGUGGCUUACGUACCGCAGCAGGCCUGGAUCCAGAACGCCACGCUCAGAGACAACAUCUUGUUCGGCAGACCGUACGCGGAGCAGAAGUACCGCUGCGUGCUGGAGGCCUGCGCUCUGACCCCUGACCUGGAAGUGCUUCCUGGAGGAGACCAGACUGAGAUCGGAGAGAAGGGCAUCAAUCUGUCUGGUGGUCAGCGGCAGAGAGUGAGUUUGGCCAGAGCGCUGUACAGUGAAGCAGACGUCUAUCUGCUGGACGAUCCUCUGUCCGCCGUCGAUGCUCACGUCGCCAAACACAUCUUUGACAAAGUCGUUGGGCCUGAAGGAACCCUCAAGGAAAAGACGCGGAUACUGGUGACCCACGGGAUCAGCUUCCUGCCGCAGGUGGACAACAUCCUGGUGAUGGUGGACGGACGCGUGUCCGAAAUGGGCUCCUACCAGGAUCUCCUCAAGCAGAAUGGAGCUUUUGCAGAGUUCCUCAGAAACUACUCUCUCGAGGAUAUCAUCGAAGACGAUGAAAUCACCGUUUCAUUGGUUGAUGAUGAGGAGGAGGAGUUUCCUGAAGAUGCUCUCAGUAAUCACACAGAUAUGGUGGAUAACGAGCCUGUAGUCAAUGAGGCGCGCAGACAGUUCAUGAGGCAGAUGAGCAUCAUGUCUAAUGAUCUGGAGAACCCAAAGAAAAUGUCCCGCCGGCGGCGCUGCAGCGAGAGGAAGCACCCAGAGUCUCCGACCGAGAAGGAGCCGAAGGUGGAGAAGCUCAUCCAGGCUGAGACGACUGAGACCGGACGGGUGAAGUUUAAGGUGUAUUGGGAGUAUGCGAAGGCCGUGGGGCCGUUCCUGUCGCUCUUCAUCUGUUUCCUGUACGGCUGUCAGAGCGCCGCCUCCAUCGGAGCAAACUUCUGGCUGAGCGAAUGGACGAACGACGCGCAGCACAACCGGACGCAGGAAAAAGUAACCAUGAGGGUGGGGGUGUACGCCGCGCUGGGCAUUUCACAAGGCGUCCUGGUUAUGUUUUCCUCCUUUACUCUGGCUCUGGGGAAAAUCCAGGCCGCACGCAAGCUGCAUCAGACCCUGCUGGACAACAAAUUUCACACGCCCCAGUCUUUCUUUGACACCACCCCCAUAGGCCGGAUCAUCAACCGCUUCUCCAAGGACAUUUACGUGAUCGAUGAGGUCCUCCCGUCCACCAUCCUCAUGUUCCUGGGCACCUUCUUUGCCUCUCUGUCCACCAUGAUUGUUAUCAUUUGCAGUACACCCAUAUUCGCGCUGGUCAUUGGCCCUCUGGCUUUCAUUUACAUCUUUGUGCAGAGAUUUUAUGUAGCCACGUCUCGGCAGCUUAAGAGACUGGAGUCUGUCAGUAGGUCUCCUAUAUAUUCUCAUUUUUCGGAGACCAUCACAGGCACUAGUGUGAUCCGCGCCUACGGGCGACACGCUGCCUUUGUUCUCAUGAGCGAUAUGAAAGUGGAUGAGAACCAAAAGAGUUACUACCCUGGUAUUGUUUCCAACAGGUGGCUGGGGGUUCGCAUCGAGUUUAUCGGCAAUUGCAUCGUGCUGUUUGCUGCUCUGUUUGCUGUGAUUGGGAAGGAGAAACUCAACCCCGGAUUGGUCGGUCUGUCCGUGUCAUAUGCUCUACAGGUCACAAUGUCCCUGAACUGGAUGGUGAGGAUGACCUCUGACCUCGAGAGCAACAUAGUAGCAGUGGAGAGAGUGAAAGAGUAUUCAGAGACGCAGACUGAGGCUCCAUGGAUAGUGAAGGACAAGCAGCCUCCUCCAGACUGGCCUCCGAAGGGAAACGUGGAUUUCAUAGACUACAGCGUGAGGUAUCGCGAGGGACUGGACCUGGUGCUGAGGAACAUCUCGCUGAAGGUCAAAGGAGGAGAGAAGGUCGGUAUCGUCGGCCGGACAGGGGCUGGCAAGUCCUCCAUGACUCUGUGUCUGUUCCGUCUGCUGGAGGCGGCGGAUGGAGAGAUCGUGAUCGACGAGGUGAAGAUCUCAGAGAUCGGCCUUCAUGACCUCCGCUCCAAACUCACCAUCAUCCCUCAGGAGCCCGUGCUGUUCUCCGGGACUCUGCGGAUGAACCUCGAUCCCUUUGAGAAAUACAAUGAUGAAGAAUUGUGGAAAGCGCUGGAACUCUCUCAUCUGAAGAAGUUUGUCAGCAACCAGACGUCCAAACUCGACCUGGAGUGCUCCGAAGGAGGAGAAAACCUCAGUGUGGGUCAGAGGCAGCUGGUGUGUUUGGCGCGAGCUUUACUGAGGAAGACCAGGAUCCUGGUGCUGGAUGAAGCCACGGCUGCUGUCGAUCUGGAGACGGACGAUCUCAUCCAGUCCACCAUCCGCACACAGUUCGAGGACUGCACUGUUUUCACCAUGCACAGACUCAACACCAUCAUGGACUACACCAGAGUGCUCGUUUUGGACAAGGGACAGAUUGCAGAGUUCGACACACCGACUAACCUGAUCGCUCAGAAAGGAAUCUUCUAUGGGAUGGCUAAAGACGCGGGUCUGGUGUGAGCCGCUAUGCUGUAAACCGCAGUGCCUUCACACAGUAUCACACACACAAUGCCAGUGAAUGUAAUGUUGUUUUGUUUUUACUCAACAGUGAAAGCUACAUCUAGGAUCUUUUAUUGUUUUUACAUUAUUGUUGUUUUUUCUAUGACUACAGUGCCACUGUUACUGAAUGAGUCGUUUCAUGAAGAAGCAGUCUAUUUUUGUACUGUAUUAUUUAAGUCACUUUUUGAAGUUGUUCAAUAGGGAAGAUUUCUGCUCAGUUACAUGUGAUUCCUUUUGUAAACCAAAUCUGUAAAAACCAGAAUUGGAGUAUUGUUGCAUUUAUUAAAAAAAAAAAAAGUAAUACUGUUUCUAUGUGUAUUUCGGAAAUUCUGUGUCCAAAAGCUGUUUUGGUUUUCAUUGCACUCAUAAACUUCCUUUUUGUAGUGACCUGAUAUACAGCAGGAAAUUGUGCCACUUUUAUAUUUUAAUUUUAAUUUAAUUGAAAGUGUAUUUACAUUUAGAAUUAAUUGUAAUUUAUCAGUAUAUUAUUUAAUAAAUUACUUAUUUUUAAUAUUAUUAUUUAUCUCUGACAGCUGUAAACUCAUAAACAAUACAGCAUGGUGAAUUUUGAAAGUGAAUUUUUCAUAAUUUUAUGCUAGCCAACUAUAAAUUAUAAUUAUAUUAUUAUUAUUACUAUACUUAUAAUAUCAUUAUACUAUUAUAAUAAUAAAUAAAAAAGUAAUACUUUUUCUAUGUGUAUUUUGUACGUUUUUUUCUUUUCUUUUUUCAAACUGGUUUUCACUAGUUUUUGACGAGUAGCAAUCAUAAACCUCCACUUUCACUGACAAAAGGCACUUGAAAUAAUUGCAGGAAAUUGUGCCACAUUUUAAUUUUAGAAUUUAUUACGAUCAUAAUUUAUAGGUAUUACUUAAUAAGUAACUUAUUUAACUGUGACAGCUAAUAUAUGCAUAUGUGUGUGUGUGUGUGUGUGUGUGUGUAUAUAUAUAUAUAUAAUGUUUUUGUUUUUUUUCAUAAUUUUGACAAAACCUCAUCUAUCCUAUAUUAUAAUUA
This is a messenger RNA of Onychostoma macrolepis, 5911 nucleotides long. RefSeq names its product ATP-binding cassette, sub-family C (CFTR/MRP), member 3 (gene abcc3). Gene Ontology annotation, cellular component: membrane. NCBI's taxonomy places the organism in Eukaryota, Metazoa, Chordata, Actinopteri, Cypriniformes, Cyprinidae. Gene Ontology annotation, molecular function: ATP hydrolysis activity; ATP binding; ABC-type transporter activity. The record is from RefSeq and is a predicted model, not a curated record. Gene Ontology annotation, biological process: transmembrane transport.